CGUAUUGCGUAUUCCGAAAUGGGAAUUUGUUCGCGGAAAAACAGUCGCUGCGUCGAAUUUCGAAAAUUCGAACCUUUCGUUCGUUGCACGCGAGUUCUACGUGCUCUUGAAAGACAGACGCUUGUCCGAAAGAAAGAAAUUUCGCGACGACGAGUCGAGGGAUGAGCGAAAGCGGUCACCUUUCCGCGAGGACGAGUUCCAAGAGUGGGUUUUGUGCGAUUCGAGGGAAUAGUUAGCACGGGAGCCUAGCCAACCACGGGUGCGUUUCAUCCGAUAGCGCGACACGGUUCACCGAGAUUCGUUUAACGCGAUUCAAACGAAAGUUGGGUAAAGUUGGUUCGGUUGGUGGGACGCGACAACGGCAGCGUCGGCGUUGCGAUCGUCAAGUCGGAAAUCGCCUUCAAUAAAGUGCAACUUUUACCUCUGUCUCUCGCCUCCUCCUCCUCCUCCUCCUCCUCGUCGUCUUCGUCGACGAGUUUCGCUUCGUUUCUAAACGAGAAACGAAAACAAGGAGGAAAGUUUUCCCUCUGGAGUUCCUUCGAGGAGAGAUUAGUUCGGGGGGGGGAAUCGGUCGUUGAAUCGAUCCGCGAAAAGAAGAGCGGAGAAGAAUUUAAUAAUUUGGGAGAAAUUGGGAGAAUUUGUCCUGGGUGUGUUCCUGGUGACGUGUCACGGCCGACGCGAGCAAUCGCUUUCGUGGCGGCCGUUUAACGCGACAAAGGGGCGAGGGACGAGGAAAAAGAAAGUUGGCCGGCCUGCUAAAAAUUCAAAACGCGGGCGAAUUUUCCCCGGGAAUAAAUUUCCAAGUUUCUUGCGCCGAGAACAGCCGAGCAAAUACGGCAUCGCGAGCUUAUCCAGCACCUGGAAGAAGCUAGAAAGUUUGACGCAUUGCCGGUGAAUAAACCGAAACGAUUGUUACGCAACGUUUGCGUAAAGGGAAAAGGGGUGGAGAAGAAGUUUUUAACCCCGCUAGUGCUAUCCAUCGAUCCCGACGAGGACAACGACGAUAGACUAUGAAUAAUAGUCAAUCCAAUAUAACGACAACGACUUGCGAGUUGAAAAAUCGCGAUGCGCCACCAUCGAUAACCCUAUCGUCAGAGGCUGAUGGGAAAGAGUGCCUGUUGUCGCCUCGAGGAAGGAUGUCGCAUUCACGGAGACAAAGCAUGUCCUUCACCGCCGUUAUGAACCAUCGAAGAGGCCUCCUCGGCGCGUUGAUUUCAGGUAUAGGCAGCAACAUGUCGCUGCCCUCGUGCAUCCCUCAAGACCAAGAGUUUUUACCCGGUCAAACGGGAACUGGGCGCAAAACGCAAUUGUUGUUGAACAAUCGGAAUCAAUCGUGGGAGAAGAACGAGCACGAGGCGCAAAAGCAACGACCCAAUUUUCUCCCACUGGCACCUGUUGGCACGGGCUGCGUGAGCGUCAACACUCUCGAUCCGAUGAAAGCGAAGCAACGGAUGAUGGAAGAAAAAUCAAAGUUAACGGAGAGGAGGAAUUGCCACGCGGAAAUGGUGUCCAUCAUGAGCACCCUUUACGCGAAAUUGUUGAUCGUGAUCGGGCUGGCCGUGCCCAUAACUGCCAGCGUGACGGAGAGAGUUCCAGCUUCGUUGAAUCAGGGUUUCUAUUUGUAUCUGUACGUGGUCAGCGUGGCAUUCGUGAUCUCGAUGUACGUUAUCGUAUUAAGAGACAAAGCUGUUUGGAAUGUGAAGCGGAGGAGCGGAGGGGGAAAGGAGCAGGCGUUGAAAUACGACGAGAAGGGGGAUCGCGUAAAUCCUAGUCAGACGCAACAGUACGGGAGCUUUUGUCUGAGACUCGGCGCUGUGGGAUUUGGCGCUGGCUCGUUGGUAUUUACGGGAUUGCAAAUUGGGGCGGAAAUAGCUUCCGGCCCGUUCAGGGCGAUUACACCGGGUGCCAGGCUGCUGCUGGUCACGGCCCAGAUGCAUUUUAUAUUUCUCAACAGCAAAAGUCUCAGCUUGGCCAAGCACACCGCACUUGCCAAGUUGGGUCUGAUGCACAUGAUCGCGACGAAUCUCUGCGAGUGGUUGCAGGCGUUGGUCGAGGAAACGCAACACGAGAUCGAUCAACUAGGCGACACGCACGACGACGAUGACGGGAUACUGAAAUCGCUUCUGAGGGACGCGAGCCCGUUCCUUUUCCCGUGCACAAUUGAAUUCAGUUUAAUUUGCGCGGUGAUACUGUUCGAGAUGUGGAAGAGGGCGGACGAGAGGAUCGAUGCAAAGGGCGAGACCCCGGCCAGAUCUUCGUAUCAUCUUAGCAUAGAUUGCAGCAGCUCUCACAGAGGUCUCUUCGGCGGGAUAUUGAUCGUUGCAGCGACUAUACUGAGCUUGAUCAUGUUCUUCGUCCUGAAGGAGACGAAAAUGGAGAUUGCGAUCGUUCAGGUGACCGCGCUCGACGCCACUAUACUCACGUUAGGUAUGAUCGCUUCGAUCGCGGGCACGUUGAAGUUGCAAGCGUUGCAGCAGAAGAUUAUCAAACCAUCGGACUUGGACACCACGCUGUUGGCAGCGGCUCAAGCCGGGGUCUAUCUGCAUUGUCUGUUCGGGGUCGUUGGUGAUAUAUUGACAAUGGGACCGACCUGGGCGUUAUCGCUGAUCACAGAUUUGUUGGCCUUAAUGCAGAGCACCAGCCAGACGUUGCUCAUCAAAAUCGCAUGGGGAAGACGUUGUUCGAGAAACGACAAACCCGGCAAGGAGUUAAUCACAUUCCUAAUAGUCGUCAACAUCGCCUUGUGGACGGUGAACACUUUGGAGAAAUCUCGCGCGGGGGUUCGUCCCGACCAUCUGCGAUUCUUCGGCGUAUGGGCAUGGACGAUUAUCACUCACGUGUCUAUGCCAUUGGCUAUAUUCUAUCGGUUCCACUCAGCCAUAUGUCUGUUCGAGAUAUGGAAGACGUGCUACAAAUGCAGAUCGAACAGCGUCGUCCAUACCCCUUACUGAAUCAAACCGUUUCAAAACUUGUUGAUCCCUUCUAGUUGGUUCAAUUAUUACUCGAGAAAAAUUGUUACUCUUAAUAAAAAGCGGAACAGCUACAAGAAAAAAGAAAA
Molecule: messenger RNA, 3058 nt
Organism: Apis cerana (Asiatic honeybee)
Lineage: Eukaryota; Metazoa; Arthropoda; Insecta; Hymenoptera; Apidae
Product: proton channel OtopLc
Biological process (GO): proton transmembrane transport
Cellular component (GO): membrane
Molecular function (GO): proton channel activity
Source: RefSeq, a predicted model, not a curated record